Molecule: messenger RNA, 480 nt
Organism: Morchella importuna
Lineage: Eukaryota; Fungi; Ascomycota; Pezizomycetes; Pezizales; Morchellaceae
Exons: 7
Coding region: 1-480 (159 amino acids)
Source: RefSeq, a predicted model, not a curated record
AUGUGCCUACUUAGGCAAAGAGCUCUUGAAUUUGAAAUCUCGGGCCGAAGAGUGGGGUGGGUGACCACUGACCACACAGAAAGAUUGGGUCAGCUGACCCGGAGUAGAGUAAAUCACGAAAAUCAUUUUUCUUUUCCUUUAUUCACGAAUCUGAACGUACAUAUGUUGAACACCAGCCACACGACCAAGCAAUAUCAAAGCCGUAUAUCCUUGAAGUAUAUAUACCAGCCGCCUAACCAAUCUUGCUUAACGAUCUCUAUUGCUUUUCUCUGGUUUCGUGUGCGCAGGAAUUGGGAGAUCGAUAUAAUCAUAGAUUCUCGGGAUCGGAGGACUGAAUUGGUCCGGGGCCCCGAGAUGUACCAGGAAAUGAUGAGGACUAUUAUUGGGGCAGCCUUUCGUCACACGAACCGACAAACUGAGGGAAAACAUCCGGCUCAAGACGAGCCGGGAUUCGAACUGUUGGAAGAUUUUGAGCCUUAG